AAGCCCAAUACUUUCUUUUGGGCCGGGUCAGAAAACUGGUUUAUUUAACCAUUAUCACGCCCAACGAAAUCUUCUUCUGAAUUUUUUAGGGUUUUUGCUUGAGUUGUCUCCUCUGUUUUCCGCUAACAUGGUUCUUCAAAAUGAUAUUGAUUUGUUAAACCCACCAGCUGAGCUUGAGAAGAGAAAGCACAAGCUCAAAAGACUUGUUCAGUCACCAAACUCUUUUUUCAUGGAUGUAAAAUGCCAAGGUUGUUUCAAUAUAACCACUGUCUUUAGCCACUCUCAAACUGUUGUGGUGUGCGGUAACUGUCAGACCGUCUUGUGCCAGCCUACAGGUGGCCGUGCAAGGCUAACAGAAGGAUGCUCCUUUAGGAAGAAGGGAGAUUAAAUGGUGUGUCAUCUUUUCUUUGUCCAUGGUUGCAGAGUUGUGGUUGUUAGGCUUAAGAUGGAAUCAAUGUUGUUUCAUGUUUUAGUUUCAAUGUAUUAAAUUUUGUUAAGUUGUAAGACUUGAUGCCCACAAUCUUAUCUAAGACCUUAACCUAGCAUUUCUAUUUACUGUUGUGCAUUUCGUUAUCUUAUGCUUUUUUUGAUCUGGUGUUAUAAUGUUAUUGAAUAUGUAUUGUUUAAUUGUA
Medicago truncatula (barrel medic) is the source of this 632-nucleotide messenger RNA. Its product is annotated as 40S ribosomal protein S27-2. NCBI's taxonomy places the organism in Eukaryota, Viridiplantae, Streptophyta, Magnoliopsida, Fabales, Fabaceae. The transcript is spliced from 4 exons. The record is from RefSeq and is a predicted model, not a curated record. The coding region runs from base 128 to 388 and encodes 86 amino acids. Gene Ontology annotation, molecular function: structural constituent of ribosome. Gene Ontology annotation, cellular component: ribosome. Gene Ontology annotation, biological process: translation.